Cornus florida is the source of this 402-nucleotide messenger RNA. RefSeq names its product L-type lectin-domain containing receptor kinase S.1-like. Gene Ontology annotation, molecular function: protein kinase activity; ATP binding. The record is from RefSeq and is a predicted model, not a curated record. Gene Ontology annotation, cellular component: plasma membrane. NCBI's taxonomy places the organism in Eukaryota, Viridiplantae, Streptophyta, Magnoliopsida, Cornales, Cornaceae. Bases 1 to 402 code for a protein of 133 amino acids. The transcript has a single exon. Gene Ontology annotation, biological process: protein phosphorylation.
AUGGGUUGUCUUCAACACAAGAACUUGGUUCAAAUGCGAGGUUGGUGUCAAAAGGGCAACGAAUUGAUACUUGUGUACGAUUAUAUGCCGAAUGGUAGCCUGAAUCAAUGGAUAUUCGACAAACCCAAGACGCUUUUGGGUUGGGAUGAUCGGAGAAAAAUCCUCGCCGACGUUACAAAGGGCUUGAACCAUCUCCACCAUGGUUGGGACCAAGUGGUGAUUCACAGAGACAUUAAGUCGAGCAACAUUUUGUUGGGGCCUGACAUGAGAGGUCGAUUGGGAGAUUUUGGUCUAGCGAAGUUGUAUAGGCAAGGGGAGGUGCUGAACACGACGAGAGUGGUGGGGACUUUGGGAUAUUUGGCGCCGGAGCAAAAAUAUACAGAUUUUUGCCCUAAAGGAUGA